AGUAUCUGAAUAAUUUAUUGCUACCACUUAAUUUUUCAAGGUUUUUCAAACUGCUUCAUUUUCUAAGUCCAUUUGAGACACGCUCGCGAGACACGACAGACCGAUGAUGGUGACUAGAGACAUGUCUCGGUCUUUAGACCACGUGAACUGGUGGGAGCCUGAGCACUGGAAGAAUAGGAAGCCGAGGGUCAUGUCAUCCAUGUCGUUGGAGGGAGCUGAUCCUGCCGAAAUAAGGAACGGAUGGCUCACGCUGCCUGAUCCGAAGGCCCGUUUCCAACAGAAGCAAAUGCAAGAGCGCGAGCUGAAAAUCGCGUCGCUAUACGAAGCGCAGCAGGCGCGGGCGCUGGACCGCGUGCGACACUCCCCGGGCACAGGACAUGGCACCACCUCGCCCCCGCAGCCGCCUGCCACCAUCACGCACCACCCGGGGAAGGUCCGCCAAAUGUUCGAGGAGCGCCGCACGAAAGCAGGCAUAGACAAGAGCUACCCGCUGCAGCCCAUCCACAAUACAGAGAGGAACCCCACCAGAAAGGCGCUGCCCAAUGGCUACACCAAGGUCACGGCCACCGCCAACUCGAAGGUCGUGGAGAAGAGGACCACCAAGACCCACAGUCACAGCACGCACACCGUUAAAAAACAGCAGCAUAAAAUAGAAAAUAUAGUAAAUGGAUCCGGAGAUCUCAACCACAAUCACGAACCGGAUCUAAAUCGAACAAAACACAAUAUGCUGCCAAAAAGCAACGGCGAGCUGAUCUCCCGCAUCGACGAGCUGGACAAGGCGGACAACAACUACCUUCUGGAAGACGAGACGUUCCCCGAGGCUCUCGCUCCCACGCCCACGCCGCGCUCACCCGAGCCCAGGGAAGUACGGGAACAGAAGCCACAAAGAAGCUACCCAGAUUUUGAAAAAGAAUUUAACGUCACAACUGACGCUUCUCAUUUCGCCAUCGGCGCAGUACUUUCGCAAGGUCCUAUUGGCUCAGACAAACCAAUAGCAUUUGCCUCUCGAACGCUCAACGACAACGAAGUCAAUUAUAGCACAACUGAAAAAGAGUUGCUCGCUAUUGUUUGGGCGACAAAAUACUUCCGCCCAUACCUAUUUGGCCGAAAAUUUAAAAUAGUCACCGACCACAAGCCCCUGCAAUGGCUCGUGUCUUUAAAGGAGCCCAACUCUCGACUCACGAGAUGGAAGCUCAAGUUGGCUGAGUUCGACUACGAGGUCGUAUACAAAAAAGGAACUUCUAACACCAACGCGGAUGCUCUAUCUAGGGUCGUUAUUAACAAUAAUGAGACAGAAUCCCAUGCUGAUCAACCUGAGUCCACAGUUCCACAGAGUCCACGUACUUCAGAAGUUUUAGAGGACAUCCUAUCACUUAUUGGCAACGUUUCAGAAAUUCCCGACGUAGAUAAUAUACAAUUGGACCAAUUACAGGAUGAAACAGUUCACACUAAUCAGGAACAGAUGUCGAGUUCGCCGCGCGAGCCCGUUCGCCCAAUGUGGAACGCGCGAGUAAAAACGCGUCAUCUGGACACGGUCUUAGAGAAACCGUUUAUCGACGAGAUGGACAAGGCGGACAACAACUACCUUCUGGAAGACGAGACGUUCCCCGAGGCACUCGCUCCCACGCCCACGCCGCGCUCACCCGAGCCCAGGGAAGUGAGGGAACAGAAGCCACAAAGAAGUAGUCCUGCACCUCGAAAUAGCCCUCCAAAAACCAAACCUCAACCUACAGCAGCGCCACCUAGGAGGGUCACAAGUGAAAACGCUGUAUCGGACAGCAGUAGGGCCCGCGGGGCCAUGCAGCGGACCGCCAACGCCAGCCCGACCAAGCCGCGUGGCACGGCGUCGGCGGCGUCGGCGUCGGCGGCGGGGUCGGCGGGCGCGGGCGCGGCGUGCGCGGUGUGCGGGCGGCGGUUCGCGCCCGACCGCCUGCACAAGCACCAGGACAUUUGCAAGAAGGCGCACGCUAAGAAGCGCAAGCCCUUCGACGCGCUCAAGCAUCGGCUGGCGGGUACCGAAGCUGAAAAUUAUAAGGGCACAGAGGCGGAGCCGUUCAUCAGCAAGCUUCGCAAGGGCGCCGCGUCGAGCAACAAGGUGCCGACGGCCAAGCCUCUCAACAACAACUGGCGCCAGAAGCACGAGGAGUUCAUCCAGGCCAUCCGUGCCGCCAAGCAGGUGCAGGCGCACCUUAACGCUGGCGGAAAACUCAGUGACCUGCCUCCACCACCGCCGUCCGAGAAUCCCGACUACAUCCAGUGUCCGCACUGCAGCCGGCGCUUCAACAAAGCGGCGGCGGAGCGCCACAUACCCAAGUGCGCCAGUUUCCAGUUUAACAAGCCCAAGCCCAACGCCAGGAAGCGGUAACGGGACACAUAAACACACGCUCCAGAAGUGGCUGGUGUAUUUCAAGCUCAUCGUCACCUGUGAUUGGCUGCCGGCGACCCUUUGGCGACUCUUGUAACUAAACGGUCUAUCUUAAACCUUAUAACUGUCAGUUUUUAAAAUUGGAAGCCAGGCCCAUUCAAUUGUUUCUUACUCUUUUUCACUGCUAGCUGGUGUAUUUCAAGCUCAUCGUCACCUGCGAUUGGCUGCCAGCAACUUUUCUG
Messenger RNA from Ostrinia nubilalis (European corn borer), 2607 nucleotides. RefSeq lists its product as uncharacterized. The transcript has 13 exons. The coding region runs from base 104 to 2365 and encodes 753 amino acids. Lineage: Eukaryota; Metazoa; Arthropoda; Insecta; Lepidoptera; Crambidae. The record is from RefSeq and is a predicted model, not a curated record.